GUUUUGUUGUCAAAUAUGGCGUCGUCGUUUGACAGCUUUGACAGUUACUAAAUAUAAAUACACACAAAUGUUUAUCGAGCGCAAUCGUAUCGGGCCCGCGGUAGACGCUAAUGUAAUCAGAUAAACAUAUACGACAGUGAGUCACAAAUGGAAGUGCUUCCAGGUAUUUAGUUUAGACCGUGAAAACGGUCGUAGAUCCCGAUCUGUGUGUCUCUCUCUCUGUGUGUAUUAUUCCUCGUUUUUCCUCUUAUUAGAUAUGGAGGGUAUUAGCGCCCCUAUUAAAAAGGGGCCCGGGCUUUACGAGUUUUUAGUCGAAGCCGAAUUGCAACAGUACUUUAAUAGUUUUAGGAAUGAUUUAAAGAUUACGCACCCAUCCCAAUUAAAAUUCACCACCGAAACUGAUUUGAUCGAACUCGGGAUGUCUAAACCGGAGAUGCGGCGACUAAAGAAAUUUUACGACAAACAUUUUCCCAAUAAUUAUUUAUCGAAAAUUAAAAAACUUAUUAAGACCGCACGAAAUCAUGAUACAACAACGCACGAAUUUACACACCCGUUAAAUAGCGACAAUGUUCCUGUUUCUAAGGCCCCAAGGGUUCCCAGUAAACAUAUUAUUCCCGCCGCUAAUAUUACAGUUAAUAAGGAAUUGGGAAUGGGUGAAUUUGGGGUUGUGCAACAAGGUGUUUGGUGUAAUGAAGGGGAACGAAUUCAGGUUGCAAUUAAAUGUUUAGCAAGAGAUCGAAUGCAAACGAAUACAAUAGAAUUUUUGAAAGAAGCGGCUAUAAUGCAUUCGAUUGAUCACGAACACAUCGUACGUUUGUAUGGAGUCGUUUUAGACACAGUAAGCCUAAUGUUAGUCACCGAGUUGGCACCUUUACGUUCUUUAUUAGAAUGCUUAAAAGAACCCAGUUUACGGUCGAGUUUUCCUGUACUUACACUAUGUGAUUUUGCCGUGCAAAUAUGCCACGGGAUGCAGUAUUUAGAAGCGAAACGAUUAAUACACCGAGAUUUAGCGGCACGAAAUAUUUUAGUCUUUUCGAAAAAUAAAGUUAAAAUUUCCGAUUUUGGUUUGAGCAGAGCUUUGGGGCAAGGAAAAGAUUACUAUCAAACCAAUUUUAAUGUUAAUCUUAAACUACCGAUCGCGUGGUGCGCCCCCGAAUGUAUUAGUUAUUUAAGAUUUACAUCAGCGAGUGACGUUUGGGCGUUUGCUGUGACGUUGUGGGAAAUGUUUUCGUAUGGUUUUCAACCUUGGGCCGCUUUAACUGGGCAACAAAUUUUAGAAGCGAUUGAUGAACCAAAUUAUCAAAGGUUAGAACAACCUGAUUGUUGUCCAUUGGAUCAUUACCAAUUGAUGUUGGAUUGUUGGAGACAUGAUGCUUCUACUAGACCUAGAUUUGCGGAUGUUGCUACUAAAUUAGUUGAUUGUCGACCAGAACAAGUUCAAGCUAAAGUUUCUUCGUCUGAUGGGCCUCAUUUAUUACCCUUCCGAGUUGGGGAUGUUGUUACAGUCCUUGAUAAAAUAUCACAUAGACCAUUAUGGAAGGGUGUUACUCUUUCUGGAAAAACAGGACUUUUUGAUCCAAGCAACGUUGUAGCUUACCUUGGAAGUGAUUUACCUACUUCUUCGUUUCUUCGUACUGAUUCAACCCGAACUUCCGCAAGGAGAAAAUUAAAAAGCGAAAUGAUUAGCGCACCACAAGGUGAUUUAAAACAUACGGGUCAUGUUGGUUUGGAUGGGGCUUAUUUCGGGGAUUUAAGCUUUUUGGGAGGUGCUAAAUCAGAUUAUAGCGGUAUUCCAACUCAAGUUGUUCCACCGUUUCGUCCCCACGAAGAUUUAGAAGCAGCCCCGUUAUUAGACGACCACAUUGCGUUACCCCCUGCUCCUUCAUCAACAAUCGAUCAUCAUGAGUAUCAUGAAAUAAGUGAUGACGAAGCCGCAAAUAGUCCGCCAUUAGAUUUAGGUCCUUCAUUACUUGAUGAAAUGCAAAGAGUUUUUGGAACGUUAAAUCAUCCACCACCGCCGAGUCCUGCCGAACAUGAAUCGUCGAAUAAAAAUAACGAAUUAAGGGAGAUUUUGGCGUCAUCGUCGUCGUCGAAACAACCCAGAAAACAAGCCACUGUUAAACCAAUUAGUGCUCAUGACCAAAAAACUUUAGAAACAGCAAUAGCUUUGGCUCAUGAAUACAGUUCAAGGUCAAUGAGUGCCCCUAUGCCUACUACUCCUGUUUCACCAAACAAAAGAAAAUUUAGUUUUCGAUUUCCGUCGGUUACGGAUCAUGAGAAACCAGUUGAGAGGAGAAAUUUUUCAGAGGAAGCUCAAUCUACACCGGAUUUACAGUCCAAGGUAACUCAAGAAGCGGAAUUAGCUUAUCAAAGUUUAGUCGAGAAUCGAUCUCCAACAGAUUUAGCCCCCUUUAUGCCUGUUGGUAAUCCUUUGAGAAUGUUACGAUCCGGUUUUCCCGUAGUUAAACCAAGAACUAAAAUGAAUACGUUACCCCACGCUAAAUCAGCUACAGAUCGAAGGUCAGCAACUGAAAGUUUAGAUGGAAAUAAAUCUGAUUCCAAUUUAGAACUUUCAAGACCUCAACAACAAGAAAUUCAAUCGAUUCCUAUCGAAACAAACUCAGAUACACCCGAUAGUCCUCGCCCGAUUGAAUUACAAAAACAGGAUGAAAAUCCGAUUCCUUUACCACCUAGAGACCGAAAGAAACCUCUGUUAACAGCGAAACCUCGCCAUACGCGAAAACACCCUUUAAUAAUCCCGCCUUUAAGUCUACAAGGAACUUUAAAUAAAUUUACAGUUCCGACUCCUCCUGCAACGGUUUCCGAUCCGUUUCAAUCUCCUUCGCCUAAUAACGGUAGAGGAGAUGGUAAUUUUGAUUUUGACGCACAAAUCGAAUCGAAUAUUUCUGCUUUGGAUGAUAUCGCAUCAGAUGGGCAAGAUUGCGUCGAUGCGCCAAUUAGUCCUAAAUCGAAUAACGAUUUGCCGGAAAAGAUUCAAAGUCACCAUGUGAGUUGUGAGGAUUUGCUGGAAUUUGCCGAUGCAAAACCGAGUUCGAGAACGCGUGGAAACGAUUCGGAUCAAGUUCGAAUAUUGAUUAAAGUGUUCCGGAACGAUAUUUCAACGGAGCAGUGUUUAGAAGCGCUUAAUCAUACCGAUUGGGAGGUACUAAAAGCAAUUAAGGUGAUUAAAUUGCAAAAAGUCGUCCCGGGCGCUCCGCUAGGUACCUAUACCUUAGCAUUGGACCAUUGUUCUUGGGACAUAACGAAAGCCGCGCACUGGAUUUUGCAACAGGACGGGGAGGUUGCCCAAGUGUAAUUUUUAUUUUAUUUUCAGUUACCUGUUGCGAUUUUUAUUUUGUUUUUUUUUUUUUUAAUGAUGCAAUCUUUUUUAAUAAUUUUUUUGAGGUGUUUUUUAAGUGUGCCUAUGACUUGUAGAGUCAAUUCUAAAACAAACUUAAUUUAUAAAUUAAAAAUAAUUUUUAUUAAAAAAA
This is a messenger RNA of Onthophagus taurus, 3491 nucleotides long. It is a transcript of the gene Ack-like, whose product is annotated as Activated Cdc42 kinase-like. NCBI's taxonomy places the organism in Eukaryota, Metazoa, Arthropoda, Insecta, Coleoptera, Scarabaeidae. Gene Ontology annotation, molecular function: protein tyrosine kinase activity; ATP binding; protein binding. The record is from RefSeq and is a predicted model, not a curated record. Gene Ontology annotation, biological process: protein phosphorylation.